Ostrea edulis (European flat oyster) is the source of this 596-nucleotide messenger RNA. RefSeq names its product BPTI/Kunitz domain-containing protein-like. The coding region runs from base 109 to 531 and encodes 140 amino acids. Gene Ontology annotation, molecular function: serine-type endopeptidase inhibitor activity. Lineage: Eukaryota; Metazoa; Mollusca; Bivalvia; Ostreida; Ostreidae. The record is from RefSeq and is a predicted model, not a curated record. The transcript is spliced from 3 exons.
GGACGAACUUUGGUGUCAGAGUUCCUGACAUUUUUUUUCUCGUGGGUGUGUGGAGUGUUUUUCAGUUAAUUUUGUCACAGGUCUCCAUACGUUCUGCCUCCCCUAACUAUGCGCUGGAAGUUUGAGAUUUUUAUUGCAUUUUUCGUAUUCUGGGCAUUGACGGAGGCGCGCAGACCCCCCGUUUGUGACCUCCCUUGGAAAUCCGGCGCUAGAUGUCGCGGACGGUUAGAAAGAUGGUGGUUUAACCGGGCGACGGAAGUGUGUGAGAGAAAAUAUUACGGAGGAUGCGGAGCCAACGGCAACAACUUCACCUCCAGAAACAAGUGCGCGGUCGUUUGCUCAGAGAAAGUAACGGUUUCCUUGGUGGAGUGCUAUCAGCCCCGGGAGAAGGGUCACGGCGGGGGUUGGCUGAUGAGGUACUAUUAUAACUGGAGGAAACAGAAAUGUCAGCGUUUUGUGUACAAGGGAAAUGGGGGUAACACCAACAGGUUCAGGGACUUGGCGGAAUGCAGGAGACGCUGUGUCUGGUAGAAGGAAAAGGAAAGGUUUAUGUGUUGAAAAAUGAAUAAAUUUGAGUUAAUUACUCUCAAUCGGAA